UGCCAGAGCGCGGGGGCGGGGCUUGAGGCGGGGCGCGGCGAGGCCGUGUUGCCGUGUGGGCUCCGGCGAUGGCGGCGGCUCCGCGCUGGAGGGAGCGGCUCUUCGCCCUGUACUUCCUCUCGCACAUCCCCGUCACGCUGCUGAUCGACCUCCAGCCGCUGCUGCCCGCCAGCCUCUACCCAUUUGCCCUGACCGAGUUGUUGCAGGGAUAUGCAGCUGCCUUCAGAGACCCCAUGAUGCUCCAGCCCCCUGAGUGGUUUAAGGCGUUCAUAUACUGCGAAGCCUUCCUACAACUGCCAUUCUUCCCCAUCGCAGCAUACACCUUCUUGAAAGGUGGCUGCAAGUGGAUAAGGACUCCUGCCAUCAUCUAUUCCACCCAUGUUGCUACAACCUUGGUUCCCAUCCUUGCGCAUAUCCUGCUCCACGAUUUCUCAGAGAACUUGGGACCUCAGACACUGCGUGAGCGCCUGACCCUGCUGUGCAUCUACAUACCGUACUUGCUGAUACCCCUGCUGAUCCUUUAUACCAUGCUCUGCCACCCCCACUAUAGCCACGUGGAGAAAAGGAAAAGGAAGUGA
Molecule: messenger RNA, 578 nt
Organism: Cuculus canorus (common cuckoo)
Lineage: Eukaryota; Metazoa; Chordata; Aves; Cuculiformes; Cuculidae
Gene: TMEM97
Product: transmembrane protein 97
Exons: 3
Coding region: 69-578 (169 amino acids)
Cellular component (GO): endoplasmic reticulum
Source: RefSeq, a predicted model, not a curated record